UGUAGCUUAACGGAAAAUUCUCAGUUGAAUCCAAGACGACAUUCAGAACACAACUUAUUUCAAGAAAAUUUCAAAAGCAUUGGGAAAAGAUUUUGUUGAAUAUGCAGCUGAUAGUUCUGAAAACCCUUUUUGUUAUCAUAUUAUUUGUGAAUCCAACAGAACCUGCCAUUGGCCAGAAAUGCUCAAGGAACGACAAUUGUUCACGUCUCUCGGAGGAGUGUGUCGAGGGCUCGUGUAUUUGCAAGGAAAAUGCGGUUUUAAUGUUGGACCAGCGCUCUCUUGCUCCUAAGUGUUUACUGUCUUCAUCAAAACCUUGCGAAACUGAUAACUGUCCAGAAAAUAGUAUAUGUUCUGAAGAUAAAACUUGCAAAUGUGAUGAUGGAUAUCUCAACGUUGAUGGAAAAUGUAAAAGAGGAAAAUUUCAAGAAAUCCUCGAGCCUUGCUUUGUCGAGAACGGGGAGAUUUUCUCGUGUAAUUUUUAUAAAGGCAGCCGGUGCAUGUCAGGAAAAUGCGUUUGCUUUGAUGCGUUCUUCUUAGAUAAAACCAGUGGUGCGUGCAAACCCCAGGCUGAAUUCCUUAAGGCUAAUAAUCUUACAGAAUAUCGUGUCAUGCCUGGUAACUACUGCAGGAAUGACUCAGAUUGCAUUGAAGGACUAUCCUGCGUAGAUUUUGAGUGUGCUUGCCCAGGGUCCUGUAAAUACAAGGAGGAAAAGUCACUCUGCGACUGUGGUGCAGUGAGAAUUAACUAUGAACCUAUAAUUCUCGGCAUUAUCCUUGGCUUAGUGAUCCUUGAGUUUUGGAGGCGAAUGGUCAGAAGGACAAUAAAUAGACACAAGGCAAGUGUUAAACGAGCUGCCCUUGCUAAACGGAACACGACCACCGACCCUAUGGAAUUAAACCCACUUCAAGCAUAGAUAAUAAUCGCUAGAGACUAAUAUAAUCUUUACUAGUGUCUUUGUUGUGUUCAUUAUUAUCAACGUUCCCAGGCUCAUUAGAAGUGUAAAGGGGUCACUGCCACCACCCGACUGGUACGUUCGGGAACGAGUGUAUGACGUAAGAAGGGAUGCAAUGUCAGAAGGAUUGUGAAAAGGAGCGACAGACGUGUGUGUAUGUGUGUGUGUGUGAAGUGUAGUUGUACAAAUGAGCCGAAGUGAGGUAGGCGUGGUUAGAAUCCCGAGGAGAGGCGUGUACAGAUGCUUCAUCUAUACUCUAGGGUUUUUGAUUGUUGGCCUUGUUAAACUUGAUAAUAAAAUGAUAAUGAUGAUAAAA
This is a messenger RNA of Penaeus indicus, 1269 nucleotides long. Its product is annotated as rh5-interacting protein-like. NCBI's taxonomy places the organism in Eukaryota, Metazoa, Arthropoda, Malacostraca, Decapoda, Penaeidae. The transcript is spliced from 8 exons. The record is from RefSeq and is a predicted model, not a curated record. Bases 102 to 914 code for a protein of 270 amino acids.